Armigeres subalbatus is the source of this 2789-nucleotide messenger RNA. RefSeq lists its product as uncharacterized. The record is from RefSeq and is a predicted model, not a curated record. Bases 577 to 2709 code for a protein of 710 amino acids. Gene Ontology annotation, molecular function: protein binding. Lineage: Eukaryota; Metazoa; Arthropoda; Insecta; Diptera; Culicidae. The transcript has 6 exons.
GUUAUUAGCAGGUUUACAUUUUUGUUGUCAUACCUAGGUAUGAUUUGGAGUCCAUCGGCCAUAGCUCCCACGUCGUGAUAGUGGCCACUCUCUUCCAUUGUGUUAGCGACUGUCACGCUGUUCUGUCGUCCAAAUCCCGAAGUCCCGUUUCCGCGUAGCGAAUCGCGAAAUCCCCAAAGAUUUUUCGCGAGGUGUAGUAGAUCUAAGUAGUGUGUAAACAAGAAAGCAGAAAUUCCACUAAUUAGCAUAUUACGAAAGCGUGUGCCAUGUGGUUGGAGAGUAGAGUCAAAAGUUAGAUUCGCAUAGUUCUACUAGCACCUGUGUGCGAUAUAGUUGCUGUACAGAUAUCAUCAGUGUGGCUAGCAGAGCUAGGAAAAAUCGAUUCGUUCGGUGUGAGAAGAAAGCAAACACCGACAUACAGUGCGAUAUGUAACGAAAAGAUGCAGCAGCAAGUGCGGGAUAUCGUCGUCGGUGUAGGAAGAAGAAAAUUCAACAUCCCCUAAGCUACUAUCGUGCGGAGGGAGGUUAAUCGGUACUCCAGUAUAAUCCCUGUAGUGAGAUUGAACGACUGCUAUAAUGAAUGCCGACCGGAACAAGCGACAGUAUCGAUCCGGAAACAAUCUGUUCAGCGAUGACGAGCUGGAAUUAUCAUCGUCACAGGUGCUGGAGAAGGUCAAAUCCGACCGCAUACCGUCGACCAAACCGGACGAAGAUCGUCGCCGGCGAACGAUCAUCGUCGAGAAGAAGAACGGUUCCUAUGGGUUUACACUACAGAGCUACGGGAUCCAUUACAAGAAGGAGCAGGAGGUUGAGAUGAUCACUUACGUGGACUACGUCGAGUACGAUGGGCCGGCCUAUCGGGCGGGUAUGCGUGAAGGCGACGUGAUCCUUUCGAUCAACGGAUACGACAUGGAAAAGGCCGAACAUAAGACACUGGUCAAUUUCAUUAAAAACUGUGAUAACCGAAUGAGAAUGGUGGUGCUGUUUGAGGACUGUUGUCGGAAGGUUGAGCUACAUUUGAAAUACAUUCACCUUCAGGAGCUGUUAAAAAGUAAAAUGAAUGAUCUCGAGCGGAUAUGUCUGAAAGAAAGAGAACUGCUGGAAGGGAAAUGGAAAACCCAUAGUUUACCAGCACGCAAAAAGACCAAUCCUGCCACAGAAGACAUCGAUCCUGGUUCUACGACUGAUGUCGAAUCGGCAUCCGGUUCAUCAUUUUGCCGCCCAGCUUCCUCGACGGAGGAUGUCAAAAAGCUCCUACGACAAAAGACGUACAUUGUACCACCGCCCGCCCAGUUCAUGCUAGCGUACCAUUGCUUGGACAGCAACUACCGCUACGUAAUACACCCAUCGACAUCGACAGGUGCUACCGGCAACGCCGAAUACCCUUCGGGCGCCACAUCGUUCAACACCAGCUGUGCUCAAACAACGGCCAAAUUGUGUAAAGAUCAUCAGCACAUUAUUCGCGGUUCUUCCCUUGACAAUAGCAAAGUGGGCAGCGGUCAGCAGCCGAAGUCUACAUCACCAACCAAGAGUCUUCACAACUACGACACCAAAUCAACGAAGUCAUCAUCGCGAAGACACCUCCAUGGGCACUCGUGCAAUCCCUGCAUGGGUCACUUCCUUCGCGGUGGCGACAAAGGCAACAAAGCCGACAAGGACAAUACCAGCCUUGACGCAUACGACCUCGCCAGUCCUUGCUGUGAUCCACAAUGUGUUCCAUCAAGGCGCAAAUCUAAACACCACAAAGACCAUCACCAUAAGCACAAACAUCGGGACAAGGAACCAAAAGAUAGCGGAAAAGAGCGCAUUCCUCGUCCCAAGUCACAGCCACACAUUUCACCACAGUCACAGGCUAACUAUCUGUAUCGCCAUAGUAAAGAUAAGCACGAACAUCACCAUGCCAAAGUUUACGACCUAAACGCUAGCUUAACUAGUCAUUGUAGUCUUCAUUCAUGCACAUCCAGCGAGUUCAAUCCCGCCGCGGAAAAUUCGCCAGCCUCCUAUAGCACUUCCAUAAGCACCGAUACGUUGUAUUGGGAACCUCACAGCGAAUCAACGUCCGCAUCGGCCAGUUCGACCCACAAGAAGCCCCCGGUAACGAGCUCAGCUGGUCCGAGCCGACCGCACACCCAUCAACACCAUUACUAUGUACAGAAGUACAUCAACCCUCAUACCGGCCAAAUACAGCCCAUUGCCAUGUACGCCGGGCCUCCAGUGCAUAAGCCCAAGUCCUGGGACAACCUCGCAAUGAAAGGAUACGGAGGCUAUGGAUACGGUUACGGUUACCUUGAUAUGAACAAAACGAACAUUCCUGCUGCUCAGACUCGUACACAAACCACCAUUACAAUACAACACAGAAACUCCAUUCCAAAGAAGAACGGCUACGAACGAUACUCAGCUUUUGUAGAUGUAGAGAACUAUGCGCCUCCGCCGACGCAGUUCCUUCAAGAAACAACAACCACAACGACAACCAUCACCACCAAAUCGACCGAAAACCUGCUUGCAGCGUACAACAUCUCGGACCAAAGUUUGGCGUGUGAGUGCAUAGAGGGCCCAUCAAGUUCUGGAGCAGCCGGUGGCGGAAGUGGAACUGCAAUGGAAAUACUGCAUGACAAGUCCGGUUAUUACUCCAGUUUGGGCGGUACAUCGGGUAACAGUGCCGGGAACAAAAAACAAAUGUCCAACCUGACUGAGAUUGCCCGACUCUAGUUUAAUUGUUUGUAUGUUAAGGAUGUUUAAAAGUAAAGGUGUUCAAUUCUUGUUUCGGUCAAUACAUUCUCUAUGACUUA